GCGGAGCCGCCAGCGUUCAGGAGCUGCUGGCAUUGUCGGGUGUGGGUGUCUUGGCGUUUGAGUGAGUCGACGUGAUUGCGUUCAGUGUCCUUCACUCGCUAACAGGUCAGAAUGCAGAUUUUCGUGAAGACCCUGACCGGCAAGACCAUCACUCUGGAGGUGGAGCCCAGUGACACCAUUGAAAAUGUGAAGGCCAAGAUCCAAGACAAAGAGGGCAUCCCCCCCGACCAGCAGAGGCUUAUCUUUGCUGGCAAGCAGCUGGAAGAUGGCCGCACUCUUUCUGAUUACAACAUCCAGAAAGAGUCCACCCUGCACCUGGUCCUGCGCCUGAGGGGUGGCAUGCAGAUCUUCGUGAAGACCCUGACUGGCAAGACCAUCACCCUGGAGGUGGAGCCUAGUGACACCAUUGAAAAUGUAAAGGCCAAGAUCCAAGAUAAGGAGGGCAUACCCCCUGACCAGCAGAGGCUUAUCUUUGCCGGCAAGCAGCUAGAAGAUGGCCACACUCUUUCUGAUUACAACAUCCAGAAAGAGUCAACUCUCCACCUGGUUCUCCGUCUGAGGGGUGGCUGUUAAUUCUUCAGUUUUGAAUUCAUAGUGCCCAAUGAUGGCAUUGCUCUGCACUAUAGCCAUUUUGCCCCAAUUUAAGUUUAGAAAUCACCAGUUUCAGUAAUAACUGAGUCACUGGUUUUCUCAAUAGCUGUUCAAAAUGUUAAUAAAAGUUUCGUUGCAUGGUAGCAAAAAAAAAAAAAAAAAAAAA
Molecule: messenger RNA, 757 nt
Organism: Mustela erminea (ermine)
Lineage: Eukaryota; Metazoa; Chordata; Mammalia; Carnivora; Mustelidae
Product: polyubiquitin
Exons: 1
Coding region: 112-573 (153 amino acids)
Biological process (GO): protein ubiquitination; modification-dependent protein catabolic process
Cellular component (GO): nucleus; cytoplasm
Molecular function (GO): ubiquitin protein ligase binding; protein tag activity
Source: RefSeq, a predicted model, not a curated record